AUGACUUCUCAAGGCAUGACUCGCAAAAGGCCGGCCCCAGGUACAGUGCCUGCAGUUCUACCACAGAUGGGCACAGCCCCAAAUUACCAGACCUCAAACCCGGGCGCCACACUAUCAAAUGACCAGUUCUUGCAAUGGGGUCAAAAUCCUGCCCCUAACACUGUCAAUAAUGCCGCAUACGUCGAACCGUCAGCAUUCAGUGCGACACCAUACGCAGCGAAUCAGGAUUUGUCGGCGCAACCAGUUGCCUCCGCCAGUCAAAUUACGCGUCGGCAGCCGCCAAAUCAGCUGGUCACGCGAAACCGCGGAUAUGAGCAAGCGCCCGCAACAUAUGAACCCAGCCAGAAUCUUGCACCAGGAGAGUCGGGCGCUUGGGGGGAAAGCUUGGAAGAGCUCUACCGACGUGCCUUGAUUGCGAAGCGAGAGGCGCAGGCGAAGCGCAAACAGAUUCCACCAUUUGUGCAGAAGCUUAGCAGUUUCCUAGAUGAAUCAAAAAACACAGAAUUGAUUCGAUGGUCUGACGAUGGCAAUUCUUUCAUUGUGCUUGAUGAAGAUGAGUUUGCGAGGACAUUGAUUCCCGAACUUUUCAAGCAUAACAACUACGCCUCAUUUGUUCGACAGCUUAAUAUGUACGGAUUUCACAAAAAGGUGGGGCUUUCCGACAACUCCAUGCGUGCCAGUGAGCGCAAGAAUAAGAGCCCCAGUGAAUACGCGAAUCCAUACUUUAAAAGAGGCCAUCCAGAUCUGCUCUGGUUGAUUCAAAAACCUAAGACUGCAGCCGGCCAUUCAAGCAAAGGGAGUAAAAGCGGUGCGCGUGUAAAGACCGAGGAUGUGGAUGAUGUUGAUUUCGAGGAGUAUGGUGAAGACGUGGCAGCUGCAUCUCGGGACAACCGCCCUAGGCCCCAGCAGUUGUCUAUCCUCACCGACUCUUCAAUGCCCAAAGAUCAACUUGCUGGAGUGUAUCGAGAACUACAAGCCAUUCGGCAACAGCAAUCAAUAAUAUCGGGCACCAUAACCAGACUACGAAAAGAGCACGAGCAGCUCUAUGCGCAAGCGGCAAAUUUCCAAGAGCAACACACACGUCAUGAAAACUCCAUCAACGCUAUCCUCACAUUCCUUGCAACAGUGUACAAUCGCAGCCUGCAAGGGCAAGAUGGAAAUCAAAAUCUUGCAAACUCAUUCGCUGGAGCCAUUUCUCAGGAUCUCCAAGGGAACAUUGUUGAUAUGGGUGAUGAUUUUUCAUUAAGCUCAUUGAACGGCGUGACGAGUCCGACUGGACAAAGGACCAUGAAGAAACAACCACUUUUGUUGAAGGCUCCACCAGUUGUCGAUGAGACUAGUCGUGCCAACACUUUAUCGCCUGCAGCUAGCAACGGUUAUGACAUGCAUUCUCGUGGCCAUACUCGUCAGCCAAGCGCUACGCAGUCUGGUCAUGUGGAAGAGGUUCUUGAUAAUAGCCCGCGGCAAACCGCUUCAAUUCCUCCCAUAAAGCGACAAGGUGACGAAGCCUUCCCCCGACAGGACAUGAUGUCUGUUAUUCAGAAUACCAAUGCGCGGAACGGCAUUCCAACAAAUUUUUCCGAGUUCCCCAAUCUUCUCUCUUCCCUUGAAACAUCUGAUGGGAAUGUUCCCCUCACUCCCAAUCAACGCGCCGACAUGCUCCGCCUCAUGGCAAAUGAGACCAACCCAGCGGAUCCCAGCACCGCAAACUCUCCAAACAAUGCUCUAAUCACACCACCCCCACCACCAAUGCCGCAUAAUUACUCCAAUCGCCUAGCAAACACUCGCCAAGAGAUCGAUAACUUGGUGAAAAUGCAAGCCGAACAAGACCGUUCUGUCCAAAACCUCACCAAUCUCCUCCAACCUCUGAGUCCAAACGGUACCAUUCCAGGCCUGGGCAGUGAUGGAAAUGUGCCACCUCCGCCACUUGACCUCGACCAGCUUUUCAAUAACGACUACUUCACCGAUAUUGGAGACAUUCAUGACAAGAAACAUAUGAACCUAGGCGACAGCUCCAUCGACCCUGUCACGAAUGUAGACGAUCCCAUGGAUACUUCGCACGUGGACGAGGAUACCAACGAUCUGUUCGACUUCGACCACAUCCCAGCUGAAGCCGACCUUUUUGAUACCCCCAGCCAGGGCCAAAAUCAUUCAGCAUACAACUACGGCUUCGACGGCGCUGAAUACGGUGACGCGGGAUCUAGAAAUAUAGAAGCCGGCCGCAUUGAACAGCUGACGGAUAGCGACGUUACCAGUCCAAACACCGCAGAUGAGAAUGCUAGUGAGGUUGCUGAUGUGGAGGGAAGUGCCAAACGACGCAAGAGGACUUGA
Molecule: messenger RNA, 2331 nt
Organism: Penicillium taxi
Lineage: Eukaryota; Fungi; Ascomycota; Eurotiomycetes; Eurotiales; Aspergillaceae
Exons: 2
Coding region: 1-2331 (776 amino acids)
Biological process (GO): regulation of DNA-templated transcription
Molecular function (GO): DNA-binding transcription factor activity; sequence-specific DNA binding
Source: RefSeq, a predicted model, not a curated record